CCGGGGAGGAGUGUCAUGGCGAAGACUAACGAAUAAAUUAUGUUAUUGACAGAAAACAACAAAAAAUAACGUAAUGGAUCUCAUAAAGACCCCAAAGGUGGAGAAUGUCAAGUUGUUGGAACGGUUUAGCGCCCGAAACACGGCUGUUGGCACACUGUACCUGACCACCACUCACCUGAUCUUCGUCGAUGGCUCUGGCAAGAAAGAAAUAUGGAUCCUGCACACCCACUUGAUGUCCGUAGACAAGUUGCCGUUGACAACGGGCGGGUCUCCUUUACAAUUGCACUGUCGUAACUUCAUGUGUAUCACGUUCGUGUUGCCCAAGGAGCGUGACUGCCAUGACAUCUACACUUCCCUAGUGGAGCUAUCCAGACCGGAGGACAUUGAGAGCCUGUAUGCAUUCUCGUACACGGAUCAAACCAAUGACUUCCCAAAGAGUUAUGGCUGGGACAUGUUCGAAACACAGUCAGAGUUUCUAAGGCAGGGAGUACCCAACGACCAGUGGGUACUCUGUGAAUUGAACAAUGAGUACCAGAUCUGUGAUACCUACCCACGGUACUUGUACGUUCCUGCAUGCGCCACCACACCCGUCAUCAUUGGAAGCACAAAGUUUCGGUCUCGUGGCAGACUGCCUGCACUCUCCUACUACCACAUCAGAAAUGGGGCGACAAUCUGCCGCUGUAGUCAGCCCCUGGCGGGAUUCAGUGCCCGCUGUGUAGAAGAUGAGCAGAUGUUACACGCCAUUCUGAAGGCUAACCCCAAAAGCACGUACCUGUUUGUAGUGGACACGAGACCCAAGAUCAAUGCAAUGGCGAACCGAGCGCAGGGAAAGGGGUACGAGAACGAGGCGAACUACAGUGACAUUAAGUUCCACUUCAUAGGCAUCGAAAACAUACAUGUGAUGAGAAGCAGUCUACAGAAACUUGUGGAUGUGUGUGAAUUGAAAAAUCCGUCUAUGAGUGCAUUCCUAUCUGGUCUGGAUGCCAGCGGCUGGAUGCGUCAUAUACAGGCUGUCCUAGAAACAUCCGUCUUCAUUGCUAAGGCUGUGUUGGAUGGAGUCAGUGUGCUGGUCCAUUGUUCUGAUGGCUGGGACAGGACGGCUCAGACCUGUUCCCUAGCCUCGCUCAUGCUCGACCCUUACUACAGGACCAUACAGGGAUUCAUGGCGCUUAUUGAGAAAGAGUGGCUGUCAUUUGGUCACAAGUUCACGGAUCGCUGUGGUUUCCUGAGCUCCAUUGACACCAAGGAGACGUCGCCUGUCUUCACCCAGUUCCUCGAGGCCGUAUGGCAAAUGACACAUCAGUUCCCAUGCGCGUUCCAGUUCAAUGAGCGAUUCCUUCUCACUCUCCAUGACCACCUUUUCUCUUGCCAGUUUGGCACGUUCAUUGGCAACUGUGAGAAAGACAGGAUUGAUCUCAAACUUUCCUCGAGGACGUACUCACUGUGGGGUUUCCUUUGCAAGCGUCAGAGUGAGUUCCUGAACCCGCUCUUCAAGAAGGAGUAUGAGGUCAUGCAGCCUGUCCUCAUUCCGAAGACAUACCCACAGUGCAUCAAGUUUUGGCGGGGCAUGUACAACCGGUUUGAAACAGGAAUCCACCCACGGGACGAAGUCAAGGACAUCGUUGGGGCUGCACGGGAUCACAGCACUUCACUUGAGGACCACGUGCGACUGUUGGAAAAGAGAAUAACCCAGAUAUGCCAAGUUCUAGGAAAAUCAGACGACACCAUCCAAAAGACAUUACAAGGGAGUGUUUCUAUGGAAUCAUUGGAUGGAAUAAACUCUGAGGAUGGACCUCAUUUCAAACACAAUAACCACAUAGUAGAAAACCAGUCGAAAAGUGAAAACCACAACCUAAUUCAAAACCAGUCUUUGUCAUGUGAUAAAAAGGACCAAUCAGAUAAGGGCAUUCUGAUAGAUGUAGGAAUAAGCCAAACCAAAAGUGACUCAGAAUCCGGAUUUGACGAAUCAUGUUCGAAUAUGUCAAGAUCAGGUAUUGAUGAAUGUUACUCCACGCUUGAAAAUGGUAGUAUAUCCCAGUCGAUGAGUUUAGAUCGUCUGAAUCUGGACCAGUUACACCUAGAGCUAGACUCCGUUGCUGUUGACUGGAGAUCUUUCCGCAAUAUCUUCACCUGUAGUUGUGCUUUUCCAUUUGACCACUUUACCAAAAAGUUCCACUGCUGGCGUUGCGGUGAGGUGUUCUGUACGCGAUGUAUCGUCCGACAUGUGCCGCUACCGGGGCAUGAUUCCCACCGACCAGUUCCCGUUUGCAAGCCGUGUUAUCGACUGGUGCGCCACUCCCCCUCCAUGGAGUUUCAACCAAUCACAGCCCUUCCUUCAGACACGCCCACCUAAUAAUGGCUAUUAAUAUAUGUACAGAAAUUGUUUAUAAUAUGAAACUAAAAAUGAUACAUAUAUAUAAUAUGCUGAUUUUUUUUUACAGAAAUAAUUUUGAUAGGUGAGAUUUCAUUGAGGUUUUAUUUGUAAACAUGAAGAAAUAAUAAAGUAUACAUAUGUACAUAUGUCAAAACCUUUCAUGCUUUGAUUAAUUUAAAUUGUUAGUUCUCCACUUAUCAAAUGAAAGACAAGUAAAAUACAUUACUGUUACUAUAGCAAUGUAACAUUAGAUGUUUACUUGAACUGAGCAUGUAGAUUAUUGUUUGUACUAGGAAAGACUGUUUUGAUUUGAUGAGAGAAUCAAUUAAUAAACUAGAAGUAGAAGCUAUAUACAAGAACAUGCAAGUUCAAACUGACAUGAACAUCAUUGACUAUAAUAUGUAAAUUGUGUGAUAUAAUAUGUAUUAUAUGUAGUACAAUUGACAAUUUCCAGACAAAAAAUGCUACAUUCAUUGGUUAAUUUUGCUUGUAGUGUUUUCCUAAUUUUGAAUUUUUAUAUAUCAUAGUUGAAAUGUUUGGCACAUAUGGUGGUAAUGUUUGAGGCUGAUUGUUCACAACUGUGUCAAUGUUAACGAUGUUGUUAACCUCAUCAUUGUUAACUUUGAAAGGUAUUGUUGAUUUAUUUACGGAAUUAAGAUAAUCAUAGCUGAAACAGUUUCUCAGUAUUUGUAAGAAGUAUGGCAUAUCACAAGUGUGUCCAUUCUCUAGAGUAGGAACAGUUUGAAAGUUAACAAUGGAGCAUUAAACAAGGUCGUUAACUUUAACAAAGUUCUGAACAAUCAGCCCUUACAUUGAUAAAUGUAAUGCAUCAGGCAUAACUGGCAUAUUGGAUCAUUUAACUAUGAGAAUUGCCAUUAUUACAAAACUAGGCCAUAAGCUUUUGUGGUUGCUUUAUUUUCAAGGAAAAAAGUCAACAUAUUCUCAUAGCCUUGGUGUUGUCAGUGUUGUCAUCAUCACCAUCAACAUCAUAAUCAUCAUCCUAAUUGUCGUCAUCAUCAUUGUCGUCGUCAUCAUCAAGCAAAACGUGAAAUGUUGGACAUAGUUUCAAAACUAUUUGAAGAUAUUAACAUGGAACUUGAUACACAUAUUCCACAUGACAUUACACACAUUAUCCAGACUAUAGUGGUUGGGUAAUGCCACAGGAGAAUAAUGGACAAUCGUUGGCAUCUGCUUACAGUGCUCGUAUUUCUAUUGUGGUUGUGAUAUUUUACUGGUACAAAUAUUUACAAAGCUCUGUUUUUUUGUGUUAUUUCAUAUUUAUUGCUUUUUUAAAGACAUUACAAGUAUAGACCAGUCGAAACUGGCACAUAUUUAGUCAUAAAAAGAAAUAUUAUAUAUAAUACUAAAAAUGAGACAUGACAUUAAACGCAUAAACUGUUAUAUCAGUUAAUUGAGUGUGAGAAAUAUGCUUUUGAAUUAUUAUACUUUAUUUAGUACUAAGAUGCAAGAGUAAUGUUAUAAUUGUUUUUAAAAUGCACAUGCAUGCCAGAUUAAAUUAUUUACUUUUGCUAUGUUGAAAAACGUUGAAUAAGGAUUUCAGUCAAGAUUGUACAUUGACUUGCUUAAUUGCAAAGAUAUGGGCUCGUGCAAUAUGGAUCACUAUAUCUCUGUUGUUGUCCUGUGUGCUGUUUUAAGGGAUUUUGUAGUAGCAGUAAAGGAGAUUUAAGAUGCAGUCUAACUCUUUUAUACCUGCUGUAUAAAUUUAAUGUUGACAUUUAAGAUUGCGUAAUUAACAAAAUUCUGUUUCAAACUACGUUUUGUGGCCAUGUUAACAUCAAAUAUGUCUGAUUUCUUAAUUCUAGUUAACAUUUUAAAAUGGGCAUGUUCGUGAGCAAAUGUGGUAACUAUUUGUGGUAUUUUGUCUUCCUAUUGUACAUUAAUUACUGGAUUCAUUGUCAUAAUUGUAUUUCAUCUGUGUGAUUUGAAUUCCUAUUCACUUGAAUAUUACCUUAGUAACUGCUUGAUCACUGACUAAUACCACUGUUUCUAAAGAAUCCUAUACCAGCUCUGUGCUCAGUCAAGGUAUCUGUGGCUAAAGUUUGUGAUUUGUUUCCUGACUUGCAGUGUAUGCACUGCGUUGCAACAAUAGUUAAUGAGAGCAACUGCAGCAUAAGCAGUUGUGUGCGACUGCAACAUGAGUCAUUGCGAGCGACUGCUUGAUUAUAGUAUGUGAGUGACUGCGUGAUUAGCUUAUGUGAGUGACUGUACCGCUUGCUUAUGUGAGCAACUGCAAUAUAAGCUUAUGUGAGCAACUGCACUGUUCGUUAAUGUGAGCAACUGCAACAUAAGCUUAUGUAAGCAACUGCACUGUUCGUUUAUGUGAGCAACUGCAACAUAAACUUAUGUGAGCAACUGCACUGUUCGUUUAUGUGAGCAACUGGAAUAUAAGCUUAUGUGAGCAACUACACUGUUCGUUAAUGUGAGCAACUGCAACAUAAACUUAUGUGAGCAACUGCACUGUUCGUUUAUGUGAGCAACUGCAAUAUAAGCUUAUGUGAGCAACUGCACUGUUCGUUUAUGUGAGCAACUGCAACAUAAACUUAUGUGAGCAACUGCACUGUUCGUUUAUGUGAGCAACUGCAACACAAGCUUAUGUGAGCAACUGCACUGUUCGUUAAUGUGAGCAACUGCAAUAUAAGCUUAUGUAAGCAACUGCACUGUUUGUUAAUGUGAGCAACUGCAACAUAAGCUUAUGUAAGCAACUGCACUGUUCGUUUAUGUGAGCAACUGCAACAUAAACUUAUGUGAGCAACUGCACUGUUCGUUUAUGUGAGCAAUUGCAACAUAAGCUGAUGUGAGCGAGCAACUUCAACAUUCGCUUAUGUGAGUGAUUGAAACUUUAACUUAUGUGAGCGACUCUAAGCCUUGACUGAAUUCAGAGCUGUUUUAUGUUUCAAUGAGCUUUUGAAAAUUGAUGUGAUAAAUUUGCUGUUGUUUAUCCACAAUAAAUGAAAUCAUGACCAUAAUAUUGUUAUCAAAAUUUGUAUGUUGAUGUAGAAUGUGUAAUGCGUUAUUGUUAUAUACAUGUGCAUCAAUAUUGUUUAUUUAUUUUUGGCUCAUUUGCCGUUAUAUAUUAAUGCAAACCACAUUACUGACUUGUUACAAUAAAAUGUGACAAUUUCA
This is a messenger RNA of Mya arenaria, 5518 nucleotides long. RefSeq names its product myotubularin-related protein 6-like. The transcript has 14 exons. Gene Ontology annotation, biological process: dephosphorylation. Gene Ontology annotation, molecular function: metal ion binding; phosphatase activity. NCBI's taxonomy places the organism in Eukaryota, Metazoa, Mollusca, Bivalvia, Myida, Myidae. The coding region runs from base 74 to 2353 and encodes 759 amino acids. The record is from RefSeq and is a predicted model, not a curated record.